UGUUUGUGGACCUCGGCUGCUGCUUUUGGACUCACUGAAGACUCACAAAAUGGCAUCUGUGCGAAAUGCUCUCGAAAAUGAGUGUUGUACCUCACCUGAAUUUAUUUCUCCUGGAAUUACGGGCUUAGCCCAGCCCAUGGAUGUUUCGGUGAUGCGAGAGUUCAAGGGAUUAUGCCGAAACUAUUACGUGAACUACCACGCCGUCAACGACUUCGCUCAAGGUGCCCCUGCUCGCCGUGCGUUAAUUACAGAGAUUGUUGUUAACGCAUGGAAAGCAGUGAGAGAAAAGGUAAUUGUACGAGGUUUUAUUAAGGCAGGCAUUGUGCCUUAUGGACCUCGGGAUGCCGAAGGAAACUUUGUAGUUGACGCGCUAGAAGAGUCAGACGACGAAGGAGUAGAGGAGGAGAAUGACAAUAAUGAGGAGGAGAAUGACAAUAACGAGGAGAAGGACAACAACGAAGAUUAAUAAAAUAUCUUCAAUUUUACCAAUAACUGUUUACUUUAUAAAAAAAUAAAGUUGAAUACACC
Molecule: messenger RNA, 528 nt
Organism: Phytophthora nicotianae INRA-310
Lineage: Eukaryota; Oomycota; Peronosporomycetes; Peronosporales; Peronosporaceae
Exons: 1
Coding region: 50-466 (138 amino acids)
Molecular function (GO): nucleic acid binding
Source: RefSeq, a predicted model, not a curated record